Musca domestica (house fly) is the source of this 2729-nucleotide messenger RNA. RefSeq lists its product as uncharacterized. The record is from RefSeq and is a predicted model, not a curated record. Lineage: Eukaryota; Metazoa; Arthropoda; Insecta; Diptera; Muscidae. The coding region runs from base 18 to 2453 and encodes 811 amino acids. The transcript has 2 exons. Gene Ontology annotation, molecular function: nucleic acid binding. Gene Ontology annotation, biological process: DNA integration.
AUGGUAGUUUGAAAGCAAUGCCGAUUAAUAACGGAGCAGAGAAGGUCUUAGGAUUAUAUUGGGAGCCUUCUAGUGAUACGUUUAUGUUCAACUUAAAAUUCAAUCGAGUCGAUUCAUCCAUAAUUUCUGGAGAACUGAAACCAACAAAAAGGAAACUUUUAAGCAUUAUAAUGUCUACAUUUGACCCCCUUGGACUUUUGGGCCACUUUACAGUGGGUGGAAAAUUAUUAAUGCGACAGAUUUGGAAACACGAUUGUCGAUGGGAUGAUAUUAUUCCUGACGAUUUACAUGCCAUAUGGGAAAGGUGGAGAGGUCAGAUGAAAAAUGUUGCCAAAUUUAGCGUCCCUAGACAUUAUUUUCAAACAGGUUUGCCAACAUCACUACAGCUUCAUAUCUUUGUUGAUGCCAGUGAGGAUGCCUUUGCUGCAGUGGCAUAUUGGAGGUACAUUUCGAAUGAGUACACUGAUACCAGCUUCAUCACUUCUAAAAUUAAAUGUGCACCUCUGAAAAAAGUUACGAUUCCGCGUCUGGAGCUACAAGCUGCCGUUUUGGGAACUAGAUUAAUGCAGACUAUUAUGUCAUCUCAUAUUUUGACCCCAGAAAAGAUUGUUUUGUGGAGUGACUCCACAACAGUGUUACGAUGGAUAGCCAGCAGCCACAGACAAUAUAAACAGUACGUCGCCCAUCGAAUUUCUGAAAUAUUGUCAUCAACAAAAAUAGAGAAUUGGAGAUGGGUUCCAACAAGUGAAAAUGUAGCCGAUGAAGGCACCAGGUCAUUCAACAAUAUUGACUUUUCCAUGUCGUCCCGAUGGUUAAGAGGUCCUGCUUUCUUGAGAAUGACUGAACAUGACUGGCCUACUAGAGUAAUUGACACCACCUGUGCUAAUGAUAUUGAGGAAAAUCAUCCGAAAACAUCAUUAUUGAUUGUUGAGAAUGAUUUUAUUGAUUUUAACCGGUUUUCGUCAUUUACAAGAAUAAUAAGGUCGACUUGUUGGAUUAUUCGUUUUGUGAAAAGAUGCCGAAAUAUUUUUGACGAUUCGGAACAGUAUGGUCUCACGUCCCGUGAAUUAAAUUGCGCCGAAGAAAUAUUAUGCCGCCUAGUACAAAGAGAAAGGUUUUCUGCCGAGUUAAGUUGCAUUGAAAAAGGGCAGCCAGUUUCAAAGAACAGUAGUUUGAUUAGUUUAUCUCCCUAUAUUGAUGGUAAUGGUCUUUUAAGAGUAUAUGGAAGAAUAGAUGCUGCCAGCUACCUAUCAUACAACGUGAAAAGGCCAAUAAUAUUGCCUAAAAAUCAUCAGUUUACGAAACUUUUAGUCAUGCAUCAUCAUCGCCAGAUGAUGCACCAAAAUCACGAGGCUACGGUGUGUGAAAUUCGAAAAAAGUAUUGGAUACCACAAGUACGUUCUUUGUUGAAGACAGUAGUUGCCGAGUGUUUUUUAUGCCGAUCUAGAAAAUGUUUACCACGAUUGCCCAUCAUGGGGCAGCUGCCAUUAGACCGCCUUGAUCCUAAUAUUCCGCCGUUCAAAUAUACAGGACUUGAUUAUUUUGGACCAAUUACUGUAACAAUUGGAAGGAGAUCCGAGAAAAGGUGGGUAGCAUUGUUUACAUGCUUAACAAUACGUGCUAUACAUCUGGAAUUAGCGCAUGACUUGUCAACGGAUUCGUGUAUCAUUGCCAUAAGGAAUUUCAUUAAUCGUAGAGGUGUUCCAACCAGGAUUCGUUCCGAUAACGGGACAAAUUUUAUUGGGGCCAACGAGGAGUCUAAAAGAUUCACCGAAGCCUUUGAUGCUAAUAGAAUCCAGAGUGAGUUAUCCAAGAGAGGAAUUGAAUGGAUUUUUAAUUGUCCGGCUAAUCCUUCGGAAGGUGGCGCUUGGGAAAGAAUGGUACAGUGUGUGAAAAAAGUUUUGCGGCAUACACUGAAAGAAAUCUCACCUCGAGAACAUGUACUACAGUCUCUUUUAAUCGAAGCAGAGAAUAUAGUGAAUUCCCGCCCACUAACUCACUUGCCAAUAAGUCCUGAUGAGGAGGAACCACUUACUCCUAACCAUUUUUUAAUUGGCUCGGGAAAUGUUGCACCUACCCCGCCAGUGAAUGAACCCGACGGGAAGCUUUUUUCCCUGAAAAAACAAUGGAGAGUUCUGAGGUGUCUUCGAGAUAGAUUUUGGAAGCGGUGGAUUGCAGAAUACUUACCCACUCUCACCAGGAGAGUUAAGUGGUGUGAAUAUACUCAACCAAUCAGUGCUGGAAAUGUGGUUUUCAUCUGCGACCCAAAUGUUCCAAGGAGUCAAUGGCGGAGAGGUUUGGUCACUUGUGUCUACACGGGUACGGAUGGUGUGCCAAGAAGAGCUGAUGUGAAGACUUCGUCCGGAGUACUGCAACGUCCGGUAUCCAAGUUAGCUGUUUUGGACAUAGAAAUUAGUGAAGCUGAUCGCUCCACGGGGGUGGGGGUGUUGUAGAUCAGGCCUAUUAUUUGAUGUUAUCGAUAAUUGUUAUUUUGAUUCUAUCGAUUAUUAUUUGCAUUGUCACUUUGUAUUGAAUUACCGCAGUUUGCUGAUUCCUCUUUCUUUGCAUAUUUGUGCUUAUCGUUGCUGAGCGCAAUUAGCUCAUUUUAAAUUUGAUAUUCGUUGAAGAAGGAGGCGCAAAACUGCGAAAUAAACGCAGCAACAAUAUAAACGUGUUUUAUUGUCCGUUUAACGCAAGCCUCCUGCCCUUCUAGCCGCAGUCAGCAACAC